AUGCCACCAAGGUUCCAAAGAGGAGGAAGAGGCAAGGCACCAUUCACCAGCCAUGAUCAUGAAGUCGGACCUUCCCACCGGCGAACUCCGUCUGCAACAAUGAGCAGAAGCCCUCAAGAGGAUUGGAGGACAUAUUUGGAGCCCGCGAGGUGGUCUAUCUCGCUAAGCUCAUCACCCUCUUACCAUCAUUCCUUUGGGCCACAAUCGAAGAACGAGCCCAAUGAUUCACACCACUCUUACCUACCACUGCAGCGGUCGGGGUCACACCGCGCGUUUCAAAAUCCGACCCCGUAUUUCCAGAGCCAGUUUAACCCGGCAAAUCAGUUUGAAGAACCAAUGGGUCAUAACCCAUUGGGCCCUGAAGACCAUUUUCCUGAAGCUCAGGACAUGGAUAUGGAUGAUGACCCAGAUCCUGCCAAACCACCAUCUGGGACACCUACUCACCCCAUCGAGAUUUCGGAUGGGUCAUCUUUUCAUGGAUCACCCUAUCGUGGUCCAGACAGCUAUGAGGCGAGAUUUUCCCAAUACGACUGGGUGUUUACUCCCUCUUACAACCCGUCUCAGCAGCAUCAACAGCAGGAUCCCUCGGAGGAUUCAUGUUUUGUAGCGGUCACUCCACCGCCACCGCCACCGCCGCCAGAGCAGCAGCCGCUCCCGGAGCCACCGAGGCGGAGAAGAUCAAACGCACGGAUGUCCGUGAGAGGGGGAUUCCGUUUCAGCACCCCUCAACCUUCCAGUGGCAGUCACUACCCGCCACUUUAUGAAGACCAGCAGAUGGGUGGGCCUUCGAACCCCGUUUCUGAGGUGGACUCUGCGCCAGUCGCACCACCACCAAUGGGUUAUGAUAACCUGAUUCCUUCAUACGCCGGUACAGCGGCGUAUAACCCUUUUGAGCAACCAACCCAUACCAACUACAACUACGCUGAGGUUGACCCAUACCUUGUAGCGGCGAACUACAAUGCUCUCCAUCCUGAAGGGCCCUAUGGAGGUCCCUGGCAGACUGGAUACCCGGCCUAUGGGUACCAAUACCCGCCACCUCCUCAACCUCUGCAGCCGCAGCCACCGCAGAUUCAACCACCGCAGCAGCAGGAGAUUCUUCAAAGGUUGAGCCAGGUGGAACGUGAAGUGCAAGAGGAGCGUAGAAGCCACCGGGGAUUCCUUAAGGGUUUGGCAAAUUUAAUAAAGGGGAAGAACAGAAGGGAUCAUUGA
This is a messenger RNA of Helianthus annuus (common sunflower), 1209 nucleotides long. RefSeq names its product extensin-like. The coding region runs from base 1 to 1209 and encodes 402 amino acids. NCBI's taxonomy places the organism in Eukaryota, Viridiplantae, Streptophyta, Magnoliopsida, Asterales, Asteraceae. The record is from RefSeq and is a predicted model, not a curated record. The transcript has a single exon.